This is a messenger RNA of Diversispora eburnea, 3423 nucleotides long. NCBI's taxonomy places the organism in Eukaryota, Fungi, Glomeromycota, Glomeromycetes, Diversisporales, Diversisporaceae. The record is from the annotation of a GenBank genome assembly.
AUGGGUCGUUUGGAUCGACUCGAACUUGAAAACUUCAAAUCAUACAAAGGACGUCAGACCAUUGGACCCUUUCAUAAUUUCACGUCAGUAAUUGGACCAAAUGGUGCAGGAAAAUCAAAUUUGAUGGAUGCUAUUUCUUUUGUUUUGGGAAUUAAAUCUGCUCAAUUACGUUCUACCCAACUUCGAGAAUUAAUCUAUGUUGGAACCUGGGUUAUGGCUGUAUAUAAAGUAAAAAAUGAUGAAGAAAUCAGAUUUCAAAGAAGUAUUACAAGAAUUGGAUCAAGUGAAUAUAAAAUUAAUGAUGAAGUGGUUAGUUUUGCAAAAUACAAUUCUGAACUGGAAAAGCAAAAUAUUUUAGUUAAGGCUAGAAAUUUUUUAGUUUUUCAGGGUGAUGUAGAGGCAAUAGCAUCACAAUCUCCCAAAGAUUUAACUAGGUUAAUAGAACAAAUUAGUGGUUCUCUUGAAUUCAAGGCGGAAUAUGAACGACUUAAAAUAUCACAAGAACGAGCUACGGAAAAUUCUACAUUUAAUUUUAAUAAAAAACGUGGUAUCAAUUCUGAAAUACAGGAAUAUCAAAAACAAAAAGCCCAAGCACUUCAAUUUGAAAAGUUACAAGCCGAAAAGGCACAAAUCCUUGUUCAAUAUCUUUUAUGGAAAUUAUUUCACAUUCAAGAAGAUAUAAGAGAAUAUCGAGAACAAAUAGAUAGUCAUAAUGAUAUAAUUAAAGAAAAACGACAAAUACAGAAAGGAUAUGAAACGAAUUUAAAACAAGCGAGGAUUGAACAAGCGAAAGUUCAUAAAGAACAAUAUCAAAUGGAAAAUGAGAUUAAAUUAAAAGAAAGAGAAUUAGAAGAAAAGCGUCCAGCUUUACUCACCGUAGAUGAGAAAAUUGCCCAUUCUAAACGAAAAUUAUAUCAAUUUGAUCAAAUUUCCGAAAAAGUGCAAAAGGACUUUGAUCGUCAGUCAAAACGUGUUGAAGAAUUACAGUUUGAAUUAGAUAAAAUUACUAAAGAUGCCGAAAAUUAUGAAGCUUCGUUAAAUGCUGAAAGUAAUAGUAGCAAAAGAAAUGCAAUGUUAAAUGCUGAAGAACUUGCGGAAUAUAACAGAAAGAGAGAAGAAGCUAAUAAAAAAACUAUUACUGAAAAACAACAACUCGAAAAUCUCAAACGACAAGAAAAAACUUGUCGUGAAUCUACUCAACGAAUAGAAGAAAAAAUGAUUGAUUUAGAUCGACGUCAUAAACAAUUGGAAGAGGAAAAUUUCUCUUUAUCAGAACAUAAAGAUAAGGUCGAAGCUUCUGUUGAACAAUUACAGAAAGAUCUUGAUAAAUCAAAGCAAGAACUUCAGGCUAUUAUAGUUGAAAGGGAAUCUAUUAAUCGAAAAGAAAUUUACUUAAACCGUGAAUUACAAGAAAUUUUAAAUAAAAUUACGGUGGCCAAUGUAGAUCGGAAUGAAUCGGAAAGAGAACAAAAAAUGAAGGAAUGUAUAGAAAGUUUGAAAAGAGUAUUUUCGGGUGUGCACGGACGUCUCUUAGAUUUAUUUACACCCAGUCAGAGAAAAUAUGCUGUUCCCGUUUCAAUUAUUUUGGGAAGAAAUUUAGACGCGAUUAUUGUUGAACAACAAAAAACUGCCAUCGAAUGCAUUCAGUACAUGAGAGAACAACGAUUGGGACAUGCGACAUUUAUCCCUCUUGAUACAAUCAUAGUUAAACCCAUAAAUGAUAAAUAUAGAAGUUUCAUGAAAGGUGCCAGAUUAGCUAUAGAUGUUGUUACGUAUAAUAAUAAAUUAGAACGCGCAUUUCAAUAUUCUUGUGGUAAUGCAUUAGUAUGUGAUACUUUAGAAAUUGCUAAACAUAUAUGUUAUGAAAAGAAUCAACAAGUUAAAGCUGUCACACUUGAUGGUACAAUUAUACAUAAAAGUGGAUUAAUCACUGGUGGACAUAGUGAUGAUAUUCUUUCAGGCGCAAAAAGGGUAACAGAAAAGAAACGAGCUGAUAAUUUGGAAGGAUUAAAGCGGCAAAGAGAUGAAAUAUUUUUAAAAUUAAGUAAUCUUAAUAAAUCUAAACGUAGAGGUAAUUUUGAAGAACAAAAAAAAAGUGAAAUAUCUGGUUUAGAAUCGAGACUUGAACUUUCUCAACAAGAUUUAUUUGAAUCCACUCAAAAAUUGACGGCUAUCAAUGACGAAUUAAAAGUUAUUGCUAAUGAAGUUAUAAAACUUCAACCACUUCUAAAUCAGGAUUUUGUUUUUUAUGAUUUUUGUCAAAAAAUUCAAGUCACAAAUAUUCGCGAUUAUGAACAAAGACAAUUAAAAAUGGCCCAAGAAGCUGCUGAAAAUAGAUUGAGAUUUACCACGCAAAAAUCAAGACUUCAAAAUCAAUUAAAGUUUGAAUCAGAACAACAGAAAGAAACUCAAGAUCGAUUGUAUAAACUGCAUACAUCUAUUCAAGAGGAUAAACAAAGGUUGGUCGAGUUGGAAGAAGAAAAAAAUCAAUUAUUAAGAGACAAAAAACGUAUUUCUGAUGAAAUUACCGAAAAACAAGAAAAGUUAAAUGAAAUUAAAAAAGAAUUCGAUAUUAAGACAGUUGCUGAAUCGGAUAUAGAAAAACUUGAAGCUGAUAGAUUUUCGAUAUAUAGAAAGUGUAAAUUAGAGGAAAUAGAUUUACCACUCUUAAGAGGAUCUCUUGAUGAAGUAUUAAUUAAUGAAUCAAAUUCCGGUUUGACUAAUAUUCAAGUUAAUUUUGAUUCUUUGACAGAAGAUUUAACCGAGAAUAAUGGAAUAGAAGUUGCAAAAGAUUUUGAAAAAAAGAUUGAUGAAAUAACGAGAAAAAUGGAUGAAAUAUCACCUAGUUUAAAAGCUAUUGAAAGGUUGGAUGGUAUAGAACAACGAUUACAAGAUACAGAAAAAGAAUUUGAUAGUGCAAGACGAGAAGUCAAAUAUAAACAUUUUCAUGAAGCAUAUGAUCACAUUGCAGAAAAUAUUGAUAAAAUCUAUAAAGAAUUAACGAAGAGUCGUAGUUUUCCUUUGGGAGGAACUGCAUAUCUUAGUUUAGAAGAUACAGAGGAACCAUACUUGGAUGGUGUGAAAUAUCAUGCUAUGCCUCCUAUGAAACGUUUUCGAGAUAUGGAACAAUUAUCUGGAGGUGAAAAAACAAUGGCUGCAUUAGCUUUAUUAUUUGCAAUUCAUAGUUAUCGCCCAUCUCCUUUCUUUGUACUUGAUGAGGUUGAUGCAGCUCUUGAUAAUACAAAUGUGGGAAAAAUUGCAAAUUACAUUAGAGAACAUGCAUCAGAUAAUUUUCAAUUUAUUGUCAUUUCUCUCAAGAGUACUUUAUAUGAAAAGGCUCAAGCGUUAGUUGGAAUAUAUCGAGAUCAAGAGAUGAAUAGUAGUAAAACAUUAACUUUACAGUUGGAUAAAUAUCAAGAAUAA